Messenger RNA from Camponotus floridanus (Florida carpenter ant), 1288 nucleotides. RefSeq names its product antifreeze protein Maxi. The coding region runs from base 152 to 1066 and encodes 304 amino acids. The record is from RefSeq and is a predicted model, not a curated record. The transcript is spliced from 3 exons. Lineage: Eukaryota; Metazoa; Arthropoda; Insecta; Hymenoptera; Formicidae.
UGAUGCACUAGUAACUGGUAUCAGUUCUCAGCUUUCUUCGCGCAAGGACAGCUCUUAUUCUCUAAGCGAUUAACUCUGUCUUUGUGUGUGUGUGUGUGUGUGUGCAUGUGUCAAAUAAUCAUUAAUUGUAGCAAAAAUUCAACGUUUCAACAUGAAGAUCCUGUUGGUAUUUUUGGUUUACGUCACCCUCACAUAUUGCGGUAAAGCUAAAAAGCAGAUUCACGAUCAACAAGUAGUCGACAGUUAUGAGUUUGAAUAUGUGGAUCACGGUGGACCCGCAUUAAGCUUAAUCGAUUCAAAUGGUCACUAUGUCGAAGCAGCGCCCGUCGUUGCUGCGAGUGGUCAUCGCUCAAGCCUUAUUCGACCUGGUUAUAGCGUGGGUGGUCCUUUAGCCAGUAUAGCUAAAGGAGCCGCUGAUCAGGCAAACACGCAAUUGAAUCAGCAACCAGUAGCCGCUGGACAGGCGGCAUAUGUAGCUAAAAAUACACUGGCACAAGCGGCAGCACAAUCCGCGGCGACGGCCGCUGCAGCUUUGGCCGGCAAACAGAUUAUCGUAAUGGGCCUAGAACAGCAAUCGAGAGACGCGCAAGUCGCGGUGGACGGUGAGAAGCAACAACUUCAACAGGCUCAACGUGCGGCCACAGCCGCAAGGAAUGCGGCGCAACAAGCGAUGCAUCAAGUACAAGUGAUAACCACAGCGUUAAACGCGGCGCAAGCGACCGCCGAACAUGCCGCGCAAGCGGCGGCCGAAGCUGCGGCCGAGCUGGCCGCGCAAACGACGAUGGUGGGUCAAGCUAAGGCGCGCGCUGAAACGAUAGCCGAGCAACUCGCGGCGGCGCGCUUAGAUUUUGAGACGACACAAGCGGCAGCGCAAAAAGCCGCCAAUGCCGCUCAAACGGCGCAGAGCAAUGCAGCGGCCGCGGCCGCGCACGCGGCUAAUACCGCGGCUGCGGCUGCGACUGCGAGUCAUUCGGCCUCCUUACACGCCGCCACCGCCGAUGAGCCUAUCAGCCUAGCAAACACCUUGCCCGUAGAUACAUUUCAUUACAAGAGUUAUCACCUUUAAGAUCUUUCUCGGCGCAGUUCUCUCGUGCGGUUCUUCCUUUUGCAGGUAUACGGUGCACUUGCCCGUAGCGCUACUGAGAUAACGGCGCUAUACACAAAGAUCAGGUAGACCCAGGUGGUCUCCUUUGCUGCUUUCUAAUCAGUAACACUCCAGCGAUUGUGUGCAUUACCAUCGUGUGUUUACAUGCCAGACUGCACAAUAAAAUAUUGUUGCCAUCCUAAA